GUGGGGCAGCGUGGGAGAACCGUCCCCAGUGAGGGAACCCUGACGACUUCAUUUCGGUCAGCUCUCCGUGAUCCACGGAGGGUGUUGUGGUAUUGGUUUUGAUAAAACUUCACAACCAAUGGGGCUCUUUUGCAAGUGAGUGUGGAGUGGUCUUAAUGCUGAAAAUACUCCUGUUGGCCAGGCCCCCGGAGCCAUGCAGAUGAGGGAGGGAUGCAGGAAAUUCUGUUGUUUACACGUGUCUGUAACACUGAGCCGCCACAGCAGCCCGCAAGCCCGGAGGGCCUGAGAAGAUAAAUAUGAAUUUAGAUUCCAUUCAUCGGUUGAUCGAGGAAACACAAAUCUUCCGGAUGCAGCCGUCCUCCGCGAAGACACCUCGGGACUCGGUGGCACCCGCCUCGGCCCCCCGGGGCCCCUGCGAGGCCUGCUGGCCGCCCAGCGGGCUCCAGUCCCAGGCCGCUCCCCGCGUCUGGGCUUGCUCCCGCCACGCGGACGAGUGGGACGUGUGCGAGGAGCUGCGCCUGCGGGAACUGGAGGAGGCCAAGGCCAGGGCCGCUCAGAUGGAGAAGACCAUGCGGUGGUGGUCCGACUGCACCGCCAACUGGCGGGAGAAGUGGAGUAAGGUGCGCGCCGAGCGCAACAGCGCGCGGGAGGAGGGGCGGCAGCUGCGGGUGAAGCUGGAGAUGGCCGUGAAAGAGCUGAGCGCCCUGAAGAAGAGGCAGAGCUCCCCGGAGGCCUCGGAGGCGCGCGUCCCCCAGGACCAGAGGCGUCCUCCUAGCUCCAUGGCAGUGUCCUGCGCGCAAAGGGACCAAUGUCGAGUUGGUCUGCGAACGUGCGAGCCCAGCAGAGAGUGUUUGGUGACGGGAGAAUCUCCUAGAAAGGACAACUCCGGUAGUUUGGAAGAAGGUUUGGCUCUGGACCCGCUAAGGCCGACCAAGGACGUGAAACUCUGCCUGGGCCGCCCCGACGCGUUCAGGGACGCUGGCUCUGAAAACGGGGCCCUGGGACCUGGACUGAGGCACCUGGGAGGACACCUGCCCUUGCAGAAUGGGGUGCCUGAAAUGGCAGCUUUGCAGGUGCAUUGGGAGGAGUUCCAAAAAGUCUUAAGGAAAGAAAGAGAACUGCGUUCGUCUCUGGAAAAAGAAAUAGAGCGCCUGGAGUCGGCCGUGUCUUUGUGGAAAGGGAAGUACGAAGAGCUGAAGGAGUCGACGCUGAAAACGAGGAAGGAGUUUACCGCUCUUCACGGUCAACAUAAAACUGAAAUGGCAGAACUCUCAGAGGAUGGGAAGGAAAGACCAGAACCCCAAGACAGCCAGGAGAGAGCGACCUGUGAGUUACGAGCCGAGCCCAGUGAGUACGGACGCCUCACCCCCCGCAACGCUGCAGGUAACACAGACACAAAGAGACGCUCCAUCCACGCCGAAGAGAAGAGGCGUCGCCCGGAGGUAACUGGGGCCCCAGAAAGGGUGUGCGAUGAGUUCCCAGGUUUUCUCCUGGCUGCGCACACCCCAGAGCUGGAGCCGAAGAGAAACCAGCGACCUGGAAACUGCCGAGCAGCCCAGAGGGAACCAGAGCAAAGCAACCCAGCCAACAAAGGAAACGGCCCCGUCCCGCAGACCCCCGUUCACGAGCUGAGGGGAGAGACCGACCGCCUCCCUCGCCAGACUGCAAAGGACGUGUGGCAUCUCACUGCCGCAGUGGCGGCCGGCCGAGAAGGCGGAGUAGGAGCCGGGGCAUUCGUAUCUGCCAGGAAUCCAAGACCUCUGACCUGGUUUGAGGUAGGGGCCUGUGGCCUGAUAACUGGGGAGCAAACAUUUGUGCUGAUGGGGGCCAGCCCACAGGAAAGCCCCAUUCUCCACGGCAGUGCACGUGUGGUCGUGAGUGACCGGUUAACAGAUGAGCGUGGCUGCGUUCCAGGAGAACAUCAAAGGAACCCAGAGGAAAGGUAUACUUCUCUAGGAUAUGACCUGCUCUCGGGACAUUUGUAUUGCUCCCCAAUUUUCAGACAAGUAGAGUUUUCCUCUGAAAAACUGUGGGAAUGGACAUGUGCACAAUCCAAAUGGCGCAUGCCGCUUUGUGUCUUCCGUGUUUCACUAGAGAGGCUGCAGGCAGAAAAUACAUCGGAAUGGGGCCAGCGGGAAAUGCUCGAAACAGAAAAACACGGAUCGGAGAGAGUAGAAGGCGAAAGGUCCAGAGGAAGGCUGGAGAGUGCCAGCUCCCAGGGCCCUGAUUUCUGCACAUCACAAAUUGGACUGCAGGAGGAAAACCAGGAACUGCUGGACCUUCACCGCGCCUACCCCACACUCGGCAGACACCACCAGGCGAAAACAGCAGAGCUGACCCCUGCAAGCCACCGGGCGGAUCGGGGUGCAGCUGAGGGAAAGAAACUGAAGUUUCAAGUGGAAGAACUGAAAGAGAGACUCAACCAAAAAGAAGAUAAGCUCAAUGAUGCCCUGAAUCAGAUCCGUAAGCUCCAGAGGUCGCUGGAUGACCAGAAAGAAGCAAAUGAAAACUUGGAAACUGAACUCAGGCACUUACAAAACCGAACUCAUAACUUGUGGUCCCAGUGGAAUAGAGAAAACAUGACGCGCUCAAAAUGAUAACCGAAAUGGCAGUUACCUUGACGAUGUAGAUGGAACUCUUGGCAAGGAAAACAAAAGAAUAUGAGCUACUUCAGAAGAUAGGGCACAAAUAGUUGACUUCCAUCCAUGCGUGUUAAAGGUUUUCUGCUUGGCCCUGAUUGUGGUAUGCUUUAUACCACAGUUUCUAUACUGUUUACUGUAAUCCAAGUUUGGUACUUUGAGUCUCAUCUAACCAAAAAUGUAUAAUGUUUUGCAAAGAUAGUUAACUGCUAACACAUUUCUUUGGUGUUUUAUGGUCUAGACUUGUGAUGUAGUAGCUCUAGGUCAUUUAAAUGUUACUUGGGAUUUAAUAGAAUGCAUUGGCAAUACU
Phyllostomus discolor (pale spear-nosed bat) is the source of this 2949-nucleotide messenger RNA. It is a transcript of the gene CCDC102B, whose product is annotated as coiled-coil domain containing 102B. NCBI's taxonomy places the organism in Eukaryota, Metazoa, Chordata, Mammalia, Chiroptera, Phyllostomidae. The record is from RefSeq and is a predicted model, not a curated record.